This is a messenger RNA of Daldinia caldariorum, 739 nucleotides long. RefSeq lists its product as uncharacterized. The record is from RefSeq and is a predicted model, not a curated record. The coding region runs from base 1 to 489 and encodes 162 amino acids. The transcript is spliced from 3 exons. NCBI's taxonomy places the organism in Eukaryota, Fungi, Ascomycota, Sordariomycetes, Xylariales, Hypoxylaceae.
AUGAAGGUUGUCUCCAUCCUCGGCUUCGUCUCGCCCAUUGUGGCCGCUGCUCUUGGUCGAGCUGUGGCUCCGGCCGCCGACCAGGCCAACACCACCUUCGCUGAGCUUGAUGACAUCAAGGUUCUCUGUGGUGUUCCUGGCCCUGACAAUGAGCUCCCCGCUACGUCUUACAGCUACCCCAUUGGUCUGCUCCUCAGCGCCGCGGGCAAGAAAAUCCACGUCGACGCUGGCCCGGGCAACUGCAAGCAAGCAGCCUGCGGUGAAAGUAGCGGGGCAGGCGUUAUCGUCUGCAAUGAUCAGAAGAACGGUGUCGAUCUGUUGUACUCGGAUCUUGGCUUCUUUGCCCAGCAGGUCUACAACAAGUGCAAGCAUCGCCGCGACGACACUAACUACGUUGAGAACGGCCAGGCUUUCUGCCCCGAUGGCUGGAAUGUCAUUCUGACUGACAUCGGCCACGACUGCCACGCGUCAACUAUCCCACCCAAUUAAUCGAGUCCAAUGUCUCUCAAUCUGAUGGCGUUCGGGGAAUACUGCCGUUGAUAUGGAUUUUUUGGAGGUCGGCUUAGACCGACAAAUUUGAGUUGAUAGGAUUUGUCCUAUUUUGACCUGGACAUGGUACCUACUUUUUAGUUAGGGAAUGUCCCAGCACUGAAUAAAUUCACCUUGAGUUUCUGCACUUUACUAACUUAAUUGCUUUGUGAUGGCCCUUUUUUUGGCACGAUUGUAGAGAAUGAGAAGG